Molecule: messenger RNA, 360 nt
Organism: Miscanthus lutarioriparius
Lineage: Eukaryota; Viridiplantae; Streptophyta; Magnoliopsida; Poales; Poaceae
Source: the annotation of a GenBank genome assembly
AUGGAGGUGGGUAUUGUACCAGACAACAUGGCAACGACAGACAUGCCAAACUCCGGCAUCCUGCUGACACCUGCUGGAGCUAUCAGCCUCUUCUCGUCAGGUCCUUCACUUCAGAUGCCACUUCACUUGACCUCCAUGGGGAGAGAGGGCAGGGUCCUCAGGUACAAGGAGAAGAAGAAGAGCAGAAAGUUUGAGAAGACCAUACGUUAUGCGAUGAGGAAGACAUAUGCAGAAGCAAGGCCGAGGAUCAUGGGGCGCUUCGCCAAAAGAUCUUCUGAUAUGGAAAUCGAAGUGGACCAGAUGUUCUCAACUGCAGCUCUGUCGUCUGAUGGUAGCUAUGGUACCGCUGCAUGGUUCUGA